Molecule: messenger RNA, 548 nt
Organism: Brienomyrus brachyistius
Lineage: Eukaryota; Metazoa; Chordata; Actinopteri; Osteoglossiformes; Mormyridae
Gene: npvf
Product: neuropeptide VF precursor
Exons: 4
Coding region: 12-548 (178 amino acids)
Biological process (GO): negative regulation of gonadotropin secretion; neuropeptide signaling pathway
Molecular function (GO): signaling receptor binding
Source: RefSeq, a predicted model, not a curated record
UCUGGAGAGACAUGACACGUUACAUUGCCGGCCCGCAGUUGAUGCUAGGCAUUCUGGGAUGUCUUGCGCUUGGAGGUGUUACUGGCAUAGAGCUAUUCUACAAACCAUCCAUUCUCGAUCCCCGACCUGCCCCCCAACAGGGCCAAACUCCAGAGAGCAACAAUGAAAACCUGAGAAGCCUUGAAGCAAGUGAUUAUAUGCUGAGUGUGGCCCCCGCCAGCAGGAAAGGCAGCGUUCCCACCAUACUCAGGCUGUACCCCACGGCGGGCAAGGUGACCCCACUCCACGCCAACCUGCCCUUGCGCUUUGGCCGGCGCUCGGCACCGGAGGCCGUGCGGACGCCGAAGUCCUUCCUCAACCUGCCUCAACGUUUCGGCCGGGCUCAAGCGACUGACGUGUCCGUCGUCAUCCCGUGUCGUCAGUGCCCCCGAUCCGCAGUGCUGACCUCGCCUUCUGCGACCCUUCCCCAAAGAUUCGGUGAGCAAUCGGUGCAUUCCAUAGUUCCACUGAGAGCCCUGGCACCCACAGAAGACAAGCCUCCAGGAUAG